Alligator mississippiensis (American alligator) is the source of this 5167-nucleotide messenger RNA. It is a transcript of the gene THPO, whose product is annotated as thrombopoietin. The transcript is spliced from 6 exons. Bases 3226 to 4539 code for a protein of 437 amino acids. Lineage: Eukaryota; Metazoa; Chordata; Crocodylia; Alligatoridae. Gene Ontology annotation, biological process: thrombopoietin-mediated signaling pathway; positive regulation of hematopoietic stem cell proliferation; positive regulation of ERK1 and ERK2 cascade. Gene Ontology annotation, cellular component: extracellular region. The record is from RefSeq and is a predicted model, not a curated record. Gene Ontology annotation, molecular function: cytokine activity; hormone activity.
GGCCCGGGGCUGGGGGGUGUUUGUUGGGGCUGGCUCCCAGCUGCGCCCCCGGGGAGCCCUGCCACACACAACGAGGAGGCAAAUAUUUGUGCCCAGACUUCACAGCCCAGCGAGAACAGCCGCAUUCCUGCCCCCAGCCACCUUAACCCCUUAGUACCCGGCUGGCUCCUGCCCCCCAACCCUGGGCCUGUGUCCCGGGCAGCCACAGCCCCAUGCUCUGAGGGCUGGGCUGCCUGCUGGGCCGUGGGCAGGGUGCUGGGCCUGGGGUGGUGGGAUCACACAUUGCUGUAGGGAUACAUGGAUGCCACAACCCAGUGCACACUGGCUCGCAGAUGCAGGCAUGUACACGCCUCUCCGCAACCUCCCCCUGCACAUACAGGCCUCCCAGCACACAAGCACAGGCACAUGCAUCUCCCAGCCAAAACCCAUGAAGUACACGGUCAUGCACAUGUGUGUACACGUACUGCUGCUCCCUGCUCAUAUGCUCUUGCCACAUGCGCUUUACCAGCUGGCAUGAGCAGGGUCCUGCCCACAGCCCCACCUUCCUGGGCUGGGACCCUGUGUCCCAUCCUGUGUCUGAGCAUCCUUGAAACAGGCCUAACUGCACUUGAGUCUUCCAAGAGGGCCCCUGUGUGCAGGGCCAGGAGGGGGUAUGCAAUGCCAGUGCUUGCUGCACCCCACCAUCUGGGUACCACGGGACUAGGAUGGCAGCACUUCCCUCCCUGGAGACAGCACCUGCUUCAGGGCUGAGCCUAGGCAGCCCAGGGCAUGGGGGUGGCCAGCAGGGAGAGGCCCCAUGGCUCUUGCCACUUGGCAUUGGAGCUCGCAGCUGCUCACGGGAGCUGUGGGUCCCUCCGCCAGCUCCAUACCUGCACAAAAGGAAAGGUGAGGGCAGGAAGGCAGUGGGGCCCUGCCCUGGCUGUGGAUGCCACCGUGCCCGGGCUGUGGCCUCUCUGGCAGGUGGGAGGCUCUCAAGGCCUUGGAGGCUGUGAGGUGGGGGUGGAGGACUGGUGCCCCCCAGGGAGGAAGGCGAGGGGGGCCGAGGCAGCGUGAAUGAGGUGCAGGAGGACGUGUUUGCUCCGGAUGUGGUGUUUAUUAGCCAUUUGCAAAUGCAAAGUGGGACCAGGAGGGAAGCGACAGCUCAUCAGGGCAGGAGCUCAGAGGUCCACCCCCCACGCCCCAGAGCACCAGCCACCCCAGGCCUGGAGCCCAAGGACCCUGGGAGUGCCCUUGAGGUGCCCAUGGCCUGAGCUGCAGCAAAUGUGUCUCCCACUGGCCACUUCCCACCUUGGACAGCAGCAGGAGAGUGAUGGUGGUGAAGGGGGCUGGCACCAAGGCCCGUGCCAUGCACAUAUGCACCUGGGUGGGGGGGCUCUGCUCAUCCCUCGGACUUGGCAUAGCCCCUGCCCUGAAUCCCCCCUCCCCGCCCCUCCCAGCACAGCUGGCCCUGAGUAUACACAGCUGUUUGCUCAGCAGCCCCCCACCCCACCCAGGGCAUUUAUGAGGGGGCUUUAUGGCCAUGGGGCUUCAAAGGACCUGACCCCCCCCAGGGCCUGUUACCAUCCUGGCCUGAAUGGGGGGGCAGGAUGUGGGUGGCCCCUUUCCUCCCAGAAGCCUGGAGGGGGGGCGGGGGCAGGGGGCCUGCCCUGCUGCACUGAGAAGGGCUCCCUCCCCCAGCCUGGCUUCGGUGCUACCAUUCACACCUGGGCAAACGGGCUGCUAAGGGCCCCCCAGGAGGCCAUUCUCAGCCACUUUGUCCCAUGUGAAGAAGCAGGGGGGUCACUUCAGCACCUGGGCAGCUGCCACCCCCAGCCUCAGGGCAUGACAGCCAGAUGUGCCCGCGGGGAGGGGGGAAGGGCACUGAGUGUCCUGGGGUUCACCCUGGCACUGCAGCCUGCCCCUGCGGCCCCACGGUGCAGGUGCCUGGGCUCUGCCCUGUGCUCUCAGCUGUGCCAUGCAGGGGAAGAGGUCACAGUGGUGGCAGCACUGGCAGGGGCACAGCCUAUGGGCUCUCCUGGGCUGGGGGAAGCCAGUACCUGCUGCAGGAGCCAUGCAUGUCUCUCCACCCUGUAAUCCCAGGUCAGGGCAUGGAGAGCUACCUGCCUGGCCUUGCUCUGUGCAGAUGCUGUGCUCCCUCCAGCUGGCUGCAGUGCCCAGGGCCUCUCAUCCCAUUACCCUGGGGCUAAGUGGCUGCUCUCAGCUUGCACCCCCUGCCAGGGCCUGGCAUGCAAGGCUCCGGGGUGUGCGCAUGGUGUGUGCUCAGGCCUGUGCACAUGGAGGGCAGACCGGUGCCCCAGGGGGGCUGCAGGGAGGCGGGUGGUGUUGUCACCCCCUUGUGCCCGCAACUGUGGGUCACCUGCCUGCCACGUGCUGCCCCCAGGCCCUGCACCAGGCCCUGCAGCCAGUGCCUAGAGUUGCAUGCUGGGCUUGGCUCAAUCCCAGGGGCACCUCCAGGCUGAAACAUGGCCCGGGCAGCUCCUUGGGGAGCUCUAGCCAUGGAAAGAGCCAACCUGAGCUGUGGGGGCUGCAGUUUCAGGGCCACAUAGUGCUGGCUCCCCAUGGCACUGCCCCCAGACUCCUUUCUGCAAGAUGGAUCCAGAGAAUCAGAGGGUUGCUGGGGCCCCUGGGGAAUGGGAAGGCAAUACCCAAUGCAGUGGUGGGGAGAGGGGCUGGGAAUCUCCCAGGCCGUAGGGUACACCUGGGGGAGCCCCAUCUGCCCGUCCAGUCCCUCAGGCGAGCAGCACCCCUCCGUGCAGCUGCAGGCAGUGCAAAAUGUCAGGGGAGGGCUAGGAGCCUGGCAGCCUGGUGCUGGGGCUGGGACCUGCCUCUCCCAUCAGGGCAGCCCCGGGGCCCCCCAGCACCAGGAUCUGGGUCCCCACCCCUGGUAUUCCUCUGGCUCCAGCUUGGUGGGGGCCGGGGCUGUUGCUGGGCCUGGUACCUGGGAAUGCCAACACCCCAAGGCCCUGCAUCGCUGCUCCCCUGCCCAUGCCAGGAUCCACUCCAUGCCUGCUGCUUCUCACUGGAUCCAAACCACCUUCGCUGCCCUGAUGCCAAAGGAGGUUGCAGCUGCAGCCCAGGGCAUGAGUGCUGUGGGCAGCUCAGUGCCGGGAGCAGGCCCUGGGUUAUGCCAUCUCUGUUGGCAAAGCCCAGAGGCAGCUGCGUGGGCAUGGGCACAGGGCACUGGUGACCACCUCCCAGUCUCUGGCAGAAGUGGGGUCAGGGUGGAUGCCAGGCUCAGUGCCCUCGCUGUGGGCACGGCGCAGACAGAACCGGGCUGGGCUGCAGGGGCCACGGGGCUCCCAGUGGUGUCGGUGCUGGUGCCAGGCUGGAAAGGUGCAGCCCUGCACGUCCGCAGCAGGCGGAAGCCACAUACAUCCGCAUUGGGCAAGGCCCGGAGCGUGGGCAGCCGGGGGAGGGAGGGUUUGGAAGGUUGACCUUGGUGUCCUGCCUUGUGCCACAGACCCUGACGCACAGAUUGAGGCACCCGCUGCGCUCUCCCCUGCUGCCUGCUCCACUGCCACAGGCUGCAGGGUGCCCUGGAGCCCGGUGCAGCCCAGCCGCUGCCCAGGGUUUUCUGGCCUGAGCCACUCCAGACCUGCGUCAGGCCCAAGGUGCCGGGAGGCUCCCGGUUCACGAGGGCGGUGGGAGCACCGGGGUGCCUGGAGGCCCCAGCCUGUGCCGGGGACCUGGUGCCUCUGGCAUCCCACUGUGCGCACGCCCCCCGCACGGCGAGCCAGGGAGGAAGCGUCUGGAAGCAGGAAGCCGCUCGCGGGCCAGCACUCGUCCCUGCUCCUUGGAGAAGCACAACAGGAAGCGGUGCUGGGCCAGCCCGGGGCUCCGGCCGCCUGGACUCGGGGCCCCGCUGGGAGCCGCCCCCCAUGGCCGCUGGCGAGGAGCAGGGGAGCAGCUGCAGGCCGCCAGGAGCAGGAUGUGGCGCCCAGACAGCCCCUUAGCAUGGAGCUGAACCGCCUGCUGCUCCUCACAGCCUUCCUCCUGCAUGUCCGGCUAUCCAGGAUGAGCCCAACCCGCCUGGUCUGCGACAGCCGCCUUAUCCACAAGUACAUCGCUGAGGCCAAGGACAUGGAGAGGAGAGCGGGCCUGUGCCAGGAGCUGCUCCCACUCCCCAAGCCCGUCCUGCUGCCCCUGGUGGACUUCAGCCUCCGCGAGUGGAAAGUCAAGACCAAUGAGACCAAGCGGCAGGAGAUCCUGUGUGACCUGGCGAUGCUGGCAGAUGCUGUGACGGCCGCACAGAGCCACGUGGGGCUGGAGUGUGCAGGUGCCCUGCUAGAACAGCUCUACCGCAAAACCAGCUCCUUCCAUCUGCUGCUGCAGACUUUCAGCUGGCAGGUGGGCGCUGGGGGCCCCAGCUGCACCCCACGGACCGUGGCCCAGAGCCACCCCAGCACUGCAUUCCUAGCAUACCGGCAGCUGGUGCAGGGCAAGCUGAGGUUCCUGUUCCAUGACCUGGCCCGGGAGUCAUGUGCUGAGGGCAGCCCUGGCAAAGCCCCAGAACCCCCCAGCCCCUCAGCGGGCCGGUGAGAACAUUGCAUGCUGAUGGUUAGAUACCAUGGGCAGAGCGGGGCCCUGCUCUCCAGGGCAGGGCAGGUAGAGGCCCUGUUGGAGAUGGGGGCUGCUGCAGCCACACAUUCGCACGGACAACAGGCAGCAGGUUCCUCUGGUGUGACAGCCUACUCCAGUGGUGAGUGGCCCAGUACCAAGGGGCAGGGCUGGAAGGAACCUGGCCCCAGGAGACAACUGGCUGGAAGAUGUGGCUCUGCUUGGCUCAGGGCUCCUUCAGGAUGCAGGGCAGUACGUGCUUACAGCAGCUUGCUUCCCCGGCAGUACAGGGCCUGCAAUGCAGGCACUGUGAGGCCCCAUGGGCAAGGCCAAAGGACUUGAUUUUCCCAUGGGCACCAGGAGUGGCAGCAGGGUGUGCCCCCCCCAUGCCUUCAUCCCAGCGCACAGCCAAAGGCCCUGCAGCCAGACUGGUCUGAUGCAGCUGACCCAGCUUCUGUGCCUGCUGGUUUGCUGCUGCAGGGAUCAGACAGCAGAGUGAAGAGCAGUGCCUGGGACAGAAAGGACAGAGGUCCUAGGGUUUACUGGAGGCAGGGGAGUCAGGGUCUUUCUACUGUGAAAACCUUUUCCGAUUAAAGAGCUAUUUUUCUAC